This is a messenger RNA of Hansenula anomala, 507 nucleotides long. RefSeq lists its product as uncharacterized. NCBI's taxonomy places the organism in Eukaryota, Fungi, Ascomycota, Saccharomycetes, Phaffomycetales, Wickerhamomycetaceae. The record is from RefSeq and is a predicted model, not a curated record. Bases 1 to 507 code for a protein of 168 amino acids. The transcript has a single exon.
AUGGUCUGGCCGUUUUCUCAGAAUAAAGGAUCAUCAACUUUGAGGUCAGAGAAGAAAGCUGAAGAGGAGUUACUAAAAGAACUACCCGAAGACCUAGGCAAAUUCCUCAAGUUUAAGAACCGUGAACGCUUCAAAUUCGAAGAUAAAGCUGAUGAUUCGAAAUUCAAACUUCAUAAGCAACAGAAUCCAGUUAAAGCUAUCCCCUUGACAAAUUGUGCUGAUUUCCAACUUGCUAUGGUCAAUUGUUUAAAUAAUGGAUCAACUACUGAUAAAUUGACAAUGUGCAAUAAAGAAAGUAAAAGAUACCAAGAUUGUUUCAAAUUGCAAAGAAACCUUUUGCUCAAGCUUGGUAUUGAACAUGCUAAUUCCAUUGAAAAGUACGACAAGAUUGAAAGAGCUGCUGAUGAUAUUGGUGUUCAGUGGUUUGAAGAGGUCAAAGAUCCAGAGGUUAUCCCAGAUAAAGUUUUAGAACACGUUUAUGAUAAAAGAGAUGAGAUUUGGAAAUGA